AUGCCCCCCUGUGACUGCAGUAACUGCCUGCCCGACAAAGCGGAAGCGCUAUGGGUAGCGCAGAAAGCUCUUACGGUUGGGAACUUCGAUGACGCCAUGAAAGCGUGCGAGAAGGAACUCAUGGAUCUGGUAGACAUGAGACCUAGCGUCCCGCCUGGUCCUGGACUACCCCAGCGCGUGGAUCCCCUUCGCGCCACCCCAGACAAUCCAAUUCGCAAGAGCCUUUCAGUCGAGGCACUGGUGACCAGGUGGAUUGCUGCUUUCAAAAACUUAUUCUACACUCAUUACUCGCAAGAUAGCGACAUAGGUCCAUGCGACUACUUCCCAUCAGAACUCGCGUGGGAUUUGGCCAAGAAUAUAGACCAAUUUCGAGUGCCUAGCGAUCUCAGUCUCGUUUUGGGUAGCGAAAUCAUUGAAGGUCAAUAUGAUGCACUGUUACAAACAUUUCUUGAUUGGAAGGACGACGGCGCAAGUGACUCGGCGGUCGCACUAUCGGACGCUGUACAAUUUCGUCGCGCGAUCAGGCGCGUAGGCCCGUCAAAGGGCCCUGUCUCAGUGGAGGGUUUGGAGUUGGCAAAGAGGAGAGAAACUCUGGCAAAACAAGUGGUAAAGGACGCGAAAGUGGCUUCGAAGGCCGAACAAGAGCGUCAAAAAACUCAAAUGGCUACAGCAAAGAAGCGCCGAAUCGCAGAACAAGCUCAAGAAUGGACCAGAAUGGCCGAGGAGAGAAAGAGGGCCCGUGAAGAGAGAUUGCGUGGCCAGGUUCAGGGCAAGGCGCUGGAAUCUGAACAACGUAAUUGGAACCAGGCACCCCCGCGAAAGAGAGCUAGUACUGCGGCGAAUGUGUUGCCCAAUGUCAAACGUGGUUGCACUCAGCAAACACAUUCUUCACUAGGGUCACCUCGCGACCCGUUUGGGUUUUGCUCAAGUUAUCGUGGGCGUAGCGGAGGAAGUUGGCCAUUGAGGCUUCAGUGA
Molecule: messenger RNA, 975 nt
Organism: Melampsora larici-populina 98AG31
Lineage: Eukaryota; Fungi; Basidiomycota; Pucciniomycetes; Pucciniales; Melampsoraceae
Exons: 3
Coding region: 1-975 (324 amino acids)
Source: RefSeq, a predicted model, not a curated record